AGGGGGCCUGACGUCACUGAGGCGCCCUGGCUCUCCUGAGCCGCUAGUGCUGCUGGCGAAAAGAUGGGAAAAGCAGAUAGCCGUUCAUCGACAAAUUAACAUAAAAUGCCCGUUUUUGCCGCACAUGUCCGGAUGUCAGAAGACCGAGAGCUCUAGCGGCGAUUCGAGCUCCACCAGACACCGAAAAAAAAGGUACUUUGAUACGAGGUCGGCGUUGACGUUUGUAGCUUCCGGGAACGCCUGGUGACAUCAUCAACCCCCUAAAGUGGCGAGGAAGAUACCUUCUUAAUAUCACCAAUACGAUGCACAGCGUCUGCAGCUGAAAGCCGCCGUCAUCAGCGUCACUCGCCUGUUGUUCCGGCAGCGCCACGAAGCCUGAAGGCAUUCGCCCGCAUCUGUCCGGCCGUCUGUAGCUAGCAGAAGAUGUAUGGCAGCGCGCGCUCUGUUGCCAGAGCGGACGCCAAAGCCAGCGCGGGCAGGGAUGGGGGCGGCGGUAGCAGUCAGGGAUCCGGCCGCUCGCCACGCCUCCCUCGGUCUCCUCGCAUGGGACACCGGCGCACCAACAGCACCGGCGGCAGCGGCGGAGGCCCCGGAGGAGCCGGGGGCAAAACCCUCUCCAUGGAGAACAUCCAGUCGCUCAACGCGGCGUACGCCACCUCCGGACCGAUGUACCUGAGCGACAACGAGGUGGCGAUGGCGGGGGGUGACCACGUGGCCAAAAGCGGCGUGACGGUGACGGCCACGGGGCGGCAGAGGGUGACGUACGGCUCGCGAGGGAGCGGCGGGGGAGUGGUGGCUGCCAGCACUCCCAACAUCUCCACCACGGUGCCUGCUAAUGCAGUGCUGCCAGCAGGCAUGAUGGCGGGGGACGCGCUGGCUUUCGGGGACCACCACAUGGCCUCCACGGUACCCCACUCUCUAAGGCAGGCCAGGGACAACACCAUACUCGACCUGCAGGCCCAACUCAAAGAGGUGCUGCGGGAGAACGAGAUGCUGCGGCGAGAGGUGGAGGUGAAGGAGAGCAAGCUGAGUUCCUCCAUGAAUUCAAUCAAAACCUUCUGGAGCCCGGAGCUGAAGAAGGAGCGAGCCCUCAGGAAGGACGAAGCGUCCAAGAUCGCCGUGUGGAAGGAGCAGUAUCGCGUCAUUCAGGACGAAGCACAGCAUCUCCAGAUGACCGUUCAAGCUCUCCAGGACGAGCUGAGGAUCCAGAGGGACCUGAACCAGCUGCUCCAGCAAGAUCCGUCCAGUCAAGGAAGGGAGCUGGCGCUGACCUCUGAACCCACGGAGGAGAACUACCGGAGACUACAUGCUGAGCAUGAGAGGCAGGCCAAAGAGCUCUUCCUCCUCAGGAAGACGCUGGAGGAGAUGGAGCUGAGGAUUGACACGCAGAAGCAAACCUUGGUAGCCAGAGAUGAGUCCAUCAAAAAGCUCCUGGAGAUGCUGCAGAGCAAAGCUCCGUCUGCCAAAGCGUCAGAGGAAGACCAGGAGAGGACCAGGAGGCUGGCUGAUGCAGAAAUGCACAGGCAUCACCUGGAGGGCUUACUGGACCAGAGGGAUCGAGAGAUCACUGCACUCAGAGAGCAGGAGCUUCAUCGCCGAUACGAAGGAACUCCAGAAUCCACCAAAACCAAAGCUCUACAGACUGUUAUCGACAUGAAGGAUGCGAAAAUUAACUCCAUGGAGCGGGGCCUGAGGGACAUGGAGGAGGAGCUGCUGAUGCUGAAAUCCAACGGACUUCUGAGCUGCGAGGAGCGUCAGGAGGAGAUGAAGCAGAUGGAGGUGUACCGCAGUCACACCAAGUUCAUGAAAAACAAGAUGGAUCAGGUGAAGCAGGACCUUUCCAGGAAGGAUACCGAGCUGCUUGGUUUGCAGACCAAACUGGAGACCCUGACCAACCAGUUCUCAGACAGCAAACAGCACAUUGAAGUCCUCAAGGAGUCUCUCACUGCCAAGGAGCAGCGCGCCGCCAUCUUACAGACAGAAGUCGACGCCUUACGCCUGCGCUUGGAAGAGAAGGAGGCAACUUUGAAUAAGAAGAGCAAGCAGAUCCAAGAAAUGUCGGAGGAGAAGGGAACCCUGAAUGGAGAAAUCCACGACCUGAAGGACAUGCUGGACGUAAAGGAGCGCAAAAUUAACGUGCUGCAGAAAAAGAUUGAGAACCUGCAGGAGCAACUAAGGGACAAGGAGAAGCAGAUGAGCAGCUUAAAGGAGAGGGUGAAGUCCUUGCAGGCGGACACUUCAAACACCGACACCGCUCUCACGACGCUGGAGGAGUCGCUCGCAGAAAAGGAGCGAAUCAUCGAGCGUCUGAAGGAGCAGCGAGACAGAGAUGACCGGGAGAAGACGGAGGAGCUCGACUGCUCCAAGAAGGAGCUGAAAGAGCUGAAGGAGAAGCUGAGCUUAGUGCAGGGAGACCUGUCAGACCGCGAGACCUCCCUGUUGGACCUGAAGGAGCACGCUUCCUCCCUGGCAUCUUCAGGACUGAAGAAAGACACCAGACUCAAGAGUUUGGAGAUAGCCUUGGAGCAGAAGAAGGAGGAGUGCCUCAAACUGGACAACCAACUAAAGAGAGCUCAGAAUGCAGCACUGGAGGCUCAAGCCAACACCGAGCUGGCUGAGCGCAUCAGGAACCUGGAGCAGGAGGUGGCCCGACACAGGGAGGAUUCUGGGAAGGCUCAGGCCGAGGUGGACCGCCUCCUCGAGAUACUUCGGGAAAUGGAGAACGAGAAGAACGACAAGGACAAGAAGAUCAGCGAGCUUGAGAGCUUGGCCUCCAGGCAAAUGAAGGACCAGACUAAAAAAGUGGCCUCUCUGAAGCACAAGGAGCAGGUGGAGAAGAGCAGGAACGCCCGACUGAUGGAGGAGGCCAGGAAGAGGGAGGACAACAUGUCUGAAUCCUCCCAGCAGGUGAAGGACACUCUGCGUCAGAAAUCAGAGCGCAUUGAGGAGCUGGAGGAGGCUCUGAGGGAGAGCGUUCAAAUCACCGCUGAGCGAGAGAUGGUGCUGGCACAGGAAGAGGCUGCUCGAUCGCUGCAGGAGAAACAGCACUCACUCAAACCAAUGCAUGAGUCCAACCUCUCCCACUUUAAGUGGUCUAAGAUGGAGGAGCUGCUGGGUGCCAUGGAGAAGGUGAAGCAGGAGCUGGAGUCCAUGAGGGCCAAGCUGGCGUCUACCCAGCAGUCCCUCUGUGAGAAGGAGGCCCACCUCACGACCCUGCGAGCUGAGCGCAGGAAACACCUGGAGGAGGUGCUGGAGAUGAAGCAGGAGGCGCUUUUGGCCGCCAUCAGCGAGAAGGACGCGAACAUCGCGCUGCUGGAGUUGUCGUCCUCUAAGAAGAAGAAGACCCAGGACGAGGUGGCUCAGCUGAAGCGGGAGAAGGACCGACUGGUGCAGCAGCUCAAGCAGCAGACUCAGAACAGAAUGAAGCUGAUGGCCGACAACUAUGAAGAUGAUCAUUUGAAGGCCGCACACGACCACACGAAUCACAAACCCUCUCCAGAUCAGAUGAUACCCCCUCUUCUUGCCCUUUCCCAGAACCGCAGUAAGCUCAAACUCUACAUCGCCCACUUGACAGACCUCUGCCACGACCGAGACCCCAGCAUCCUCAGCCAGCUCUCGCCUCCCUCUCACUACCACCGCAGCGACCCUGAAGACUGGGAGGAGGAGCUUCAGAAGAUGAGCCGUGAACAGUUGGAACGAGAGUUGGAGGCGUGUGAGAAGGAGAGCGGGGAGCUGCAGGAGUUUGCCAAUUCGGUUCUCCAGCAAAUCGCAGACUACUGCCCUGAUAUCCUGGAACAGGUUGUCAAUGCGCUGGAGGAGUCAUGUUGACAAAUCUGACCUCGGACUUAGGCAAGCAGAGCCCAGGAAGAACCCCACCCAAACACCCACCACCACCAUCAUCAUCAUCAUCAUCAUCCAAGAAGAAGAGCGACAGCUGGGGCCUUAUCCUCUCCGCCCUGCAACAAACGUUCAGGAAGCAGAAGUGCUUUUCUGUCUCACGUGUCCCUCUGCGGGUCAGGCUGGCAGCAUCAAAAUAAGGAAAUUUUACAAAGCGACACGUUGAAAGAAUAUUCUACACAAUGCAAAUGUGGGAGGAGAACCAAAGCACACACCUGAUAUCACGUCAGGCACACACUGGAGUCUCUUCUCCUGGAUGCAUUGGGAGAGUCGUUUCUGAUUUAAAAAGCCUUACCCAGAGCAGGAACUGACCCUCAUAUGAGGCACCUUUUUGUUUUUUACCUCUUGUAUGUGUCUCUCAGUCCUUUCGUGUUAAAAUGGCUAAUCUUCUCCCAUCCUUGGGACAGAAAAGCACUUUCUGCCCUGGUAUUUCUGGGGGAGCUGCUACAUCCAAAGGGGGAGCAGGGAGGAGCCGCGUAGUUUUUGUUGUUUCGGUCUAGCGUUGCCUACACAGGGUAACGGCAUCCAAACUCCCGUUUCUCAGCCAGAUGAGCACAGCGUGCUCCUGGAGCGUUAACCGCGUCGGUACGAUACGCCGUCGUCAGUGGCUGGGUCGCCGGCAUUAGAGGAGGGGGGGGGGGGGAUCAAGGUCCGACCUUUCACUGAAGAUCUGAGUUUAGUUACUGUGUUCUCAACAGAGGAGAGGAUUUAGGGGGAAAAGCUUUGAUUGUCGACGUAUUCAUUUCUCGAUGGUUUUUUGCACACAGAGUCCACUUGUUUAUGAGGUAUGCAAUUUUUUUUUUUUUUUUUUUUUGAGAACGUUCUCGUGGCCUUGGAGCAUGCACAGAGUUCAGUACAGGACCUAAAUGCAGAGGUGUUUACGCCUCUGUAAUACUGGUGCUAUGGCAUGAUGUAAGAACUGAUCCUCAUCCAAAGUUUCUAAAGGAGUUCCUUAAAAGCCCACAUAGUGAUACCCCCCCUUUUUUUUUUGUAUACUCAGAUGCCUCUGUUGUUGUUUUUUUUUUCUUCUUCUUCGUUUUAAUAUUCAGGGCUGAGUUUUUUAAUUACUAAGUGCAUUGAUUGACAUUUACAGAGGAAAAGAGUCACUUUUCAAGCAGAUUUUGACUUUUUAGAUCAGUUUGUAAAUAACGUGAUAUUUAACACGUACAGUAACUGAAUAAAAGUAAUAAUGUGGAAGGUGUUGUGCAUUCUUAAAAAAAAAAAGAGAUAAUAAUCUGAAAAGUUCAAAGCAGUGCAGUUGUCUUUUGUGUGUAAUUUUUGUCUCCCCGGGACAAACGUACGUGUUGACAGUGCUGCCAUAAAUUGCAGAAAGUCUAUGUUCUAUAGAGAAAUAUAUAUAAAUAAGAUAUAUGAAAAGUUUACUGUAUCAAUAUGCAUUGAAUGUUUGCACAGAAUCUCUUAAAAGAGGCAAGUUGCUCUGAACAAAACAAGUGUUUCCAGCAAGAAACUGAGGAAAGACGUGUUUUUCAAAAAAAAAAAAAAGUGUCAAAAUUAAUGUGUGAAUUACAGACGUCUCAAACCGUGGCUGUGUGACGGGAGAGUACUUAUCUGGAGUUUAUUUCUAAUCGUCUUUUUUCAAAUGAAUAUUCUCGCCAAACGGUGGCGCUUUCCUGAGGUGCCCGUGUCGUCCUUUCUUGACGCGGCCGGUUUUGGUCGCCAGCCCCCGGGAGGAGAAAAGCGAGCCUUCGGCAGUCGUAGCCCUCCUGCUAUAGGUGAUUAUGCUCAGUGGGUGUCAGAGUGAGAACCAAAGACACAGCUGGAGUUAAAAAAA
Molecule: messenger RNA, 5689 nt
Organism: Fundulus heteroclitus (mummichog)
Lineage: Eukaryota; Metazoa; Chordata; Actinopteri; Cyprinodontiformes; Fundulidae
Product: ELKS/Rab6-interacting/CAST family member 1
Exons: 22
Coding region: 424-3828 (1134 amino acids)
Biological process (GO): maintenance of presynaptic active zone structure; neuromuscular synaptic transmission; regulation of synaptic plasticity
Cellular component (GO): cytoskeleton of presynaptic active zone
Molecular function (GO): structural constituent of presynaptic active zone
Source: RefSeq, a predicted model, not a curated record